Molecule: messenger RNA, 1817 nt
Organism: Umbelopsis ramanniana AG
Lineage: Eukaryota; Fungi; Mucoromycota; Umbelopsidomycetes; Umbelopsidales; Umbelopsidaceae
Exons: 4
Coding region: 143-1513 (456 amino acids)
Cellular component (GO): membrane
Molecular function (GO): transmembrane transporter activity
Source: RefSeq, a predicted model, not a curated record
GCCAUUGUCAGUGUCAUGGGCAUUCCUGUGGUGGUUCAGAACAUUGAAGACACGAAGGCUCGAAAUACACUUACAAUCGCCCUUGCUGGAACUGCUUCAUUGUGUUUCGCGUUCUUUGGCGUCCCUGUUGGACCUCUUGUUGAUGGUGGUGUACUCAAAAUUUUGGGCAAGAAUAAGGACCAGUAUGGUAAGUAUAAGGGAACCAGUGACGGUGGUGUGGCAACAAUUGGUUGACAAAGGCGGCAUUGUUUUUUCAUCCAUCAUAGGCCGACAGAGAAUGUUCGGUUCCAUAUCCUUCGGAAUUGCAUCCUCUCUAGUCGGAGCAAUUGCGGAUUGGACACAAGAUAUGAAUGCCAUCUUUUACGUGUACGCUACGUCGUCUAUAUUUUUCAUCCUGGUGGCAGGCAACACCUUCUUUAAGGCAGAAAAGGUUGAAUUGAUAUCCAAACCAUUCCUGACAAGAACCAGUUCUCGCAGCAGCGGAUUUCGAGCUAGUCCUUCGGCUAGUAGUGAUACUGUGGAGGUUGUAACGCAUCCUGAGGGAGAUGGGUCUCGGGCUCGUCGCAAAGUCAUCAGCACAUUUUCUGUUCAAGACCCUGAGGAAAUAGAGAGCGACGAAGAUGAUCUCUUACCUAUUCGAGAAAAUGAAAUUCAGCGACUGAUGCAAUUCGCGACGGAAUCUAGUAUUAUUGAGGCCGUCAAUUUGAGUAACCCGCCUGCAUCUCGAAGGCGAUCAUCAGCAGGUGGAGACAACAUGUCGAUCGACAGCAGUUACAGCUCCAUAGAACCCGCUCCUACGACGUUCCUGGAACUAAUAAGGCAACCGCCCGUGUUUUUGUUCUUCAUUACUAUGAUGCUUAUGGGAGUUGCCAUUAAUAUGGUGGUCAGCUUUUUCUUCAUCUUUUUGCGAGAUGAGUUGGAAGCCAGCUCGACUUUGACUGGAAUGACUGGGUUGGUAGGAGCCGCCACUGAACUUCUGUUCUUCUUUUACAGUCGCGAUUUAAUCCGAACCAUCGGGAUCAAGAGUCUAAUCGUUCUAGGACACGUUUUGACGAUUGUCAGAGUGUUCGCCUAUACCCUUUUACCUAAAGGUGCCAGCGCAGCAUGGAUUGCUCUAGCUUUACAUCUUCUUAAUGGCAUCGCAUUUUCAGCACUGUGGGGUGCUGGUGUAGUUCAAGCGGAUGAAUUAGCGCCGCCGUCUUUACAAGCUACAUCUCAAGGUGUACUUGCUGCCAUGUAUGCAGGGAUCGGUGCUGGUUUGGGCAGUUUAAUAGGAGGUGUCAUUUACCAAAACUUUGGGGCCAAGGCGAUGUUUUACACGGUGAUCGCUGUCACCUCGUUCAGUUUGGAGCUCUACUUGGAAGUCAACACACCCUAUGGACUACGAAGUUGUUUCAAAGCCAUGGUUAGAGUUGCCCACGGUAUCUGGCAGUGGAUUGAAUACAAGCGAGGUCGAGGUAGAGUGGUACCAAGAUGGCGAGCUGGCGCUAUACGACUGGAUGACGAAGAAUAGAACUCCACUCACAACACAUUGCACAUACGCACAUUAUGCCGUUUCUUGCUGUUUUCUCUUCCGUUUAAUUUCCUUGUAUAAUCACAGAACAGAACUUUAAAGUAUUUUCGGAUGUGCAUGCGGUUCGUUACCCAUUAAUAACAUGUGUGAAGUAAGUGUAUGGGAAAUAAAUCGCUAUUCACCGAAGAGGAAAGCCUUCAUGCUACUGUAUAUUGUCUAUCUGCUAGUUACACGUGUUACCAUGAAGCAUAGCUUCAUUAACCACCUAGUGUGUUUUGAUUUGAGCCGCUCCGACCUGCAGAUC